AUGACUGGCGCUGCCCCCAUUGAUAUUUCCACCCGGACAACCUCGGUGUCGCCGCCGGGCCAGCAGGCGUCGAAUUUAACCUCGGCCUUGCAAAGAGCGGGCACGGGUGAGCGCACCGGAAGCUUUUCACAUCACCCGGGAGGAGCACUGGGAGUGUUUAAGGCACCACCGCCUCGUAAGGACUCGAUCGGCACAGCCACGGCACAAUGGGGCAAUGGGACGAAACCUAUCUCCAUGUCGGGCUCUGCUCGCGACAAGGGCCGCCGCGAAUCGCUCGCGGGUAGCUUGGUGGGUGGUAUGAGCUGGGGUGGUGUCUCCGUGGGGAGUUGGAUCCGUGACGAGUGA
Molecule: messenger RNA, 345 nt
Organism: Penicillium salamii
Lineage: Eukaryota; Fungi; Ascomycota; Eurotiomycetes; Eurotiales; Aspergillaceae
Source: the annotation of a GenBank genome assembly